Budorcas taxicolor (takin) is the source of this 548-nucleotide messenger RNA. RefSeq names its product cilia and flagella associated protein 276 (gene CFAP276). The coding region runs from base 1 to 513 and encodes 170 amino acids. The record is from RefSeq and is a predicted model, not a curated record. NCBI's taxonomy places the organism in Eukaryota, Metazoa, Chordata, Mammalia, Artiodactyla, Bovidae. The transcript is spliced from 5 exons.
AUGCCUCUCAUCCGAGACCCUUUCCAGAACCCUGCGUUGGAUAAAGAUGAUUCCUACUUGGGAAAGUCGCGGGCUUCCAAGAAACUGCCAUAUAAGAACCCAACUCACCUUGCUCAGCAACAGGAACCCUGGUGUCGACUCAGCUCAACUCCCACAAUUACCUCCAUGAAACGGGAUGUUUGUUUUUUUUAUUCAGAGAUACCGAAGGAUGACCUGGAUUUCCGCUUAGCGGCCUUGUACAACCACCACACAGGGACAUUCAAGAAUAAGAGUGAGAUACUCACACACCAGGAGACCAUCCAGGAUACCCACGGAAUCAAGACCCAAUUCCCUGGAGAAUUUUUGCCCCCUCCCCAACCAUCCCCCAUCACUUCCAGAGCUAACAUCAGACACUGGAUCAACCCUAAGAAGGAGUCUAUUCACAGCAUACAGGGAUCCAUAGUGUCCCCUCACACUGCAGCCACCAAUGGAGGGUACUCCCGAAAGAAUGAUGGUGGCUUCUUCUCCACCUAAGUGUUGACAGGCCCCUGGAACAUCCCGCCGACCAC